CUCAUGAUAGUGCUAGGAGUGUACUACGCGCAGGGGAGUUGGAGCAGCUGGGGAGAGUUUCUGGGGUUAAUUAAUGGAAGUUAAUUAUUAAUAAUUAACACUGCGUUCCCGAAAGUCGGUGCAACAGUACAGGCCCAGUUGAUAUAACAAAUGUCAUUGACAAAUGAACUUGAAGAACUGCGCAGAGCAAAUAAAAAUCUUUUGCACCGAUUGAAUUUAAAAUGUGAAGAGUUUAAGAGACGCGUUACAGAAGAAAAAGAUUCCGGUUUUAGAAAUGUAGCUGUCCGUGAAGGAUUUACUAACAAGGAUGGGGUAGUGAGUAAUAACGGACGCAUUACCGAGGAAAAAUGGCUAAACCAGGAUAAUGAGCCCACUCUGAACUCUAGACAAAGUAAAGCAGCGGCUGCCAGGCAGGCUCUGUGCACUCCUAUAAAAGCCGUUUGUUUGAAUACAGAGCAAAGUAAAAAUGUGACUUACAAGAAAACUGAGAAAAGAGACGAGCAAACAAAUGGUGUGGUUAUCAUCAGAUCUCCUGUUAAACGUCUUUCCCACAAUUCUGAAAGUGUCGCUAAUGGGAGGUGUCAGUACAAACCUCUGCAGUAUGUAGAUCAGUUAAUGGACGAAGGGAACAUUCGGAAUAAAGAACCCACACUCCUGAAAUCAAUUCUUCUGACUCCAACGAACAAGGACGCCAAGAAAGAUCCUGGGCAUGUGACUUUUGAGGCCAGUGACAUGGAUCCUUGCACAGAGCAGUGGGCAGCUCGUCCCCUUCUUGGUUACGACUGGAUAGCUGGACUUUUAGAAGUAAACUCUCCAAUAACCAACAAGUCCGAUGAAUAUUUUUCUGAUAUUAAUGAAUUUCGUCGGGUCAACAAGGAAGAAUGUGUUCAUGAUUAUUAUACUCUGUCAGAUCUUCAGGACUUAUCAGCUGAUGAUGAAGAGCUGGACUUAUCUGCAGAUACUCACAAGUGUGUCUACUGCUAUCGAGUGAACGAUCGUUUGUUUACAUCACCUAUGGGCCCUGAAUCUGCCUGCCCCAUCUGUAAAAAACGCAGAUCCAGGCGGCACCCUACAUUAGAGGAGCCUGCGUAUAUCCGGAUAAGCAUUCCCAGAUCUACCCUUCAGCCUCCGUAUAAAUACAAAGCACACCGUAGGCGAAGCUUUGAUCCUACAGACAGCCUCGCUCUACCAUCUCACUGCUUAGCUGGCUGGGAAAAUGCUGUACCGUCCUCUGAGUUCAACGUCACAAGCUUGGACCUUAAAACAUCAGUGGAACCAAAAGCAGCCGUGUCUGGGAAAACAAAUGAUAUUAAUAUAGAUAACAUCUCUCUGUAUGCAGCUAGGGCAAGAUCGGAGAGUCUUCUCAAUAUGUCUCGCUCCAUCCAUUUCCAGCACAGCAAAGCAAAAUAAACAAAACAAUGAAUUACAAUAUUGUUACAAUACGUUUGCCCUCUGGGCGAGCGAAACUAAUUACAAGAGACUGUGACCAAUAUACUGAGAUAUUCUGAGCUUGUCCACCACUGAUCAACAGCCUGCUUGUCUCGCUCUCACUUCUGCUCUGACUAGAUCAAGGGGGGCAAGUUUUUGGCUGAGAUGACUAAACAAAGUGCUAAAACUGCUGUUUUGUGAUCUAAUAAAAUGAGUGGAUGAGAAUAAGAAAAUAAAAAUGUGAUUUCUGUCUUGCUAAAUGACGAGCCUAAAACUGCUGUGUAGUUUCUAUUUUUCAUGUGAAUAAACAUUUUAUUUUUUAUUUUUCUUAAAUCGUCAUUUAACGUUUUAUAUUCUAAUCUCAAAGUGGUUAAUUACAUAGACUAAAACAUCCUUGCAAUACACUUUUUUUUGCUUAUUUUGCCCCCUUUCCUGUAAUUUAAAGGGACACUAAACACAAAUUGUAAACCGUAUAAUAAUAAACCUACAUAUAUAAGAAUUUUGCAAUGAAAACUGCAGCUUUAUUUUGUCAAAUGAGAAUUGUUUUAUGUUAAUUCUUUUCACUGAUUUCCCUGUCCCUCAGAACAAAAUGACCCUUGCUAACCAAUCACAAACUAAUAUUCAGCUAUAGCACAAACUCUGUUUGCACAUGUGCAGAUUGGGGUAGCACUAAUUCAACGUAGUUACUAUUGCAAAUAAUUAUUUGCCUAUCAUGAUUGUUGAUGCAAAAUUGCCUAAAAGUAUUAACCCAAGCAUCCCUGGGAGAAAGUGAAACAAACGUAUAUUACAACAAAAAGCUGAAAGAUAAAUAAUAAAUGUAUAUUGCAAUAAUGGUUCUCUUGAAAUAAUGAAACAUUUUAUGUAUUGUUGAAAUGUCAAGUUUUGGUGUUGACUGUCCCUUUUAAUGGUGUACAUUUUAAAUAGUUUGAAGCUUUCCCAGACUUUAUAUUAACUGAUUUAACCACAUUAUCGAGUCAAUAAAACACUUUUUUUUGUCCA
Messenger RNA from Bombina bombina (fire-bellied toad), 2427 nucleotides. It is a transcript of the gene MIIP, whose product is annotated as migration and invasion inhibitory protein. Lineage: Eukaryota; Metazoa; Chordata; Amphibia; Anura; Bombinatoridae. The record is from RefSeq and is a predicted model, not a curated record. Gene Ontology annotation, biological process: negative regulation of cell migration; negative regulation of G2/M transition of mitotic cell cycle. The transcript is spliced from 10 exons. The coding region runs from base 151 to 1410 and encodes 419 amino acids.